CGGAAGCAAAUGCAGAAUUGCAGAAUAUAACAUCAACAUUUAUAACAUGUAACGUUAUAUAUACACAAGACUGAAAUGAGCAGCAGGGGGAAAUCAGUCAGUGCGAUAAGUUUAAAGUGAAGCUUUGUGUGUGUGCGUGUGUGGACAUGUCGAGUCUGAAGAGAAGGUUGAUGUCUCAGAGUGAGGUGCGUGAGCCGGGACAGAAGCGCCUCCUGGGGCCGAGUGAGGAGCACGAGCCCCGCUGCAGCCAGUACUUCUCCAGUAAAGCUGUUACUGGGACCAGACUGAGCUCCCAGUUCUUUAACCAGCAGUGCGUUGAUUUAGCCAAAGCACUUUUGGGGAAGGUGCUGGUGCGCAGGCAUGCUGAUGGCACAGAGCUGAAAGGUAGGGUGGUGGAGACGGAGGCCUACUUGGGCGGGGAAGACAAGGCAUCGCACUCAGCUGGUGGCAAGCGCACGGAAAGAAACGCAGCCAUGUUUAUGAAGCCUGGCACCAUCUACGUCUACCCAAUUUAUGGCAUUUAUCUCUGCAUGAACAUCUCCAGCCAGGGGGAAGGGGCAGCCGUGCUUUUGCGCUCCCUGGAGCCUCUUCAAAGUCAGGACAUCAUGAGGCGGCUGCGGGCAUCCAAACGUAAAGAAGGCGCCAAGAUGGUGAAGGACAAAGAAUUAUGUAAUGGCCCGUCUAAGCUGUGCCAGGCCCUGGACAUUCAGCGCUGCUUCGAUCGCAGGGACUUGGCCUCAGACACCGAUGUGUGGCUCGAGACGGACAUGGAGUGGGUGACGCCGGACGCGAGAGGCGUGGUCUCAGCUCCUCGGGUCGGAAUCAAUUCGCAUGGAGAGUGGGCCACCAAACCAUUACGCUUUUACCUGCGAGGUCACCCGUGUGUCAGCGUGGUGGACAGAGCGGCCGAGAGCAAGCAGGAAGACUGAUUAAUGAGAAAAAAA
This is a messenger RNA of Clarias gariepinus (North African catfish), 944 nucleotides long. RefSeq names its product N-methylpurine DNA glycosylase (gene mpg). Gene Ontology annotation, molecular function: alkylbase DNA N-glycosylase activity; DNA binding. The record is from RefSeq and is a predicted model, not a curated record. The coding region runs from base 147 to 929 and encodes 260 amino acids. Lineage: Eukaryota; Metazoa; Chordata; Actinopteri; Siluriformes; Clariidae. The transcript is spliced from 3 exons. Gene Ontology annotation, biological process: base-excision repair.